AUGUUAAUAAUGAAUGAGUGGAGUUUAAUCAAUGAAUCUCUUGUAGGAAGGUCAUUGUCUAUUCUAAGCACUUCCCAAAGAGCACAUAAAAUGCUCUCUAUUACUACAUCUCAUUGUAGUUCCUAUUUACGAAUUUAUAUUCGAAACAUUUCCGUAAACGCAUCCUUUAUUAGGUACAUACCUUAUGAAUACCUACUCAUUUGUGUACCUACCGCUCAACCCUCGAUCAAUAAAUACCUACUACGUAUCUAUAUUUAUCUAGCUACCCACUUAUUACACAGCUAUGUAGGUACCUACGUAAUAAGUAAACAAUCUGUAAUCAUGGGAAAUGAACUGACCACCCUACCAGUACCUAAUACUCUUUUAUUUAGAAUUUAG
Messenger RNA from Spodoptera littoralis (African cotton leafworm), 378 nucleotides. Lineage: Eukaryota; Metazoa; Arthropoda; Insecta; Lepidoptera; Noctuidae. The record is from the annotation of a GenBank genome assembly.